Molecule: messenger RNA, 291 nt
Organism: Fusarium graminearum PH-1
Lineage: Eukaryota; Fungi; Ascomycota; Sordariomycetes; Hypocreales; Nectriaceae
Exons: 1
Coding region: 1-291 (96 amino acids)
Source: RefSeq, a predicted model, not a curated record
AUGAACAACAACAAGAGCAACAGCGCCGCUGGCAAUGUCGGCGACACAGUCGGAGGAGCCGCCAACUUCCUCACCAGCACCUUGGGCAACACCGUUGGUGGCCUCGGUCGCACAGUCGGCAACGUUACUGGAGCCGCGACUCGCGGUGUUGGUGAUACCGUCACUGCGGCGACUGGCAGCGCUGGACAGCCCAUCGGCGAUGCUGUUGGCAACAUCGGCACUGGAGUCCAGGGCGGACUUGACAGCAUCUCCAAGGGCGUCGAGGACGCUGGACAGUGGAAGAAGCGAUAA